CGGGUCGCAUGAAUCCGGUGCAAGUGUUUCCAUUAAAGCCGCUCCACGGUCACGCACUCUGAUCUUCAGGUGACUUGGAAGGAAGGAGACGGAAGAUGGCGCCGAGACGCACGAGGAACGCGGGGAAUGUCCCGAACACAGAACCGCUGAGACGCAGCAGACUGGCUCUGUUCAUCCAGCAGUUUGAGAAAGACGCCCAAGAACGCAUGAAUGAGCUGGAGGCCAAACUGGACAACAUGCUGUCCACAGUGGACAAGGUGUUCGAGGUGGAGCUGAUGAAGAUGCCUCCUUCUUUUCAAAACACCCGCAUUGGAGAUUUAAUCAGUGAGGAGGAAAUCUCAGCCAGUGAGGUAUCCAUUGCCAUGAAGAACGAGUCCCUCGAGAUGCACCAGCCCCUCAAGAGGGCUCACAGUAAAAGAGUCAAAUCAAGUGCUUCUGCCACAGUUCAGUCUGCUUCAGCCCAGAGGGCCUCACACAAGACCUCAAAGGCAGGAAACGGUGCAAACAGGACCAGAACAUUAGCCGGCAGUAGCAGCACAGGAAAUAUCCGAGGCUCUGCAGUCACUGCCAAGAGGACUCAAAGCCGCUUGACAAAAACCAAUGAGCAGGCACCAGCCAUCAAACCCAAACUCAGGUCGGUCGUUUCUGCUGGUGACCUGCACUGUUCAAUGGCCGGCUCGGCUGCGCACAUCACCGUCACGACAGCACAGGGGCAGACCCUCAGCUUCUCUGAAGAGACCAAGGAGGAAAUAAACCUCGACAUGCUGGAUGACGUGGCAUGGUGCCAGAUUCAGAAGCUGACGAAUCUGAUGAAGUAUCUGUCCAGGCGCAGUCGCUGCCAGCGAUGAGUCAGCGAUGCCUUGAGACACUUGGAUCUUUUAAGUGUUUUAAAAAAUUUACAAUAAAGCAUAUUUGCAUUAUCCUACAUGA
Molecule: messenger RNA, 930 nt
Organism: Paralichthys olivaceus (Japanese flounder)
Lineage: Eukaryota; Metazoa; Chordata; Actinopteri; Pleuronectiformes; Paralichthyidae
Gene: cdca9
Product: cell division cycle associated 9
Biological process (GO): mitotic sister chromatid segregation
Cellular component (GO): chromosome passenger complex; chromosome, centromeric region; spindle midzone
Source: RefSeq, a predicted model, not a curated record